AUGAAUGUGGUUGAAGCUCAUGCUGCUGGUAGACAGAAGCUUAGAGCAGUUGAGAGAAAUAAAAGAUUGUAUCGACUGGUUGUUGCAAAUCCAUCCGUUCUUGAACAGGUAGAUGCUGUUGUUUUCCCAAGAGAUAAGUCGGGUGAAACAUACAUACAUGCUUCUCUUAACAGCAGAACGGGGUUGUCUGAAGUGCAUGGAGACAGGAGAAGACCAAAUGGUGCUGUUGGAUGUCCUAUCAAAGUUGAUAAUGGUGAAUGGAGUGAUGCUGAAUCUUUUUGUCCAAGGGUAGACAGGGAAGGAAAUUGUCUCCUUCCUACAAAAGAACUCACAGCCAAGAUCCAUAAGAUAGAGUUACAUGCCUAUCGUUGCAUUUUGGAGGCCUUGUAUGCAUCAGGGACUUUAAGUUGGGAACAAGAAACUUUAGUGACAAAUCUUCGUCUUUCACUUCAUAUAUCUAAUGAUGAGCACUUGAUGGAGCUAAGAAACUUAGUUUCCGCUGAUAGCAGCAUUCCUAUAAGAUAA
Molecule: messenger RNA, 525 nt
Organism: Hibiscus syriacus
Lineage: Eukaryota; Viridiplantae; Streptophyta; Magnoliopsida; Malvales; Malvaceae
Exons: 3
Coding region: 1-525 (174 amino acids)
Biological process (GO): defense response to fungus
Cellular component (GO): nucleus
Source: RefSeq, a predicted model, not a curated record